CUACUGCUUUGGGGCAGCGCUUGACGUCAAGGGGUUUGUGAAGAAUAAGCAGUCAAGACAGCGAGCGGUGCAGUUGCAUAGCCUCCCUUUUCCGCACUCACAAGCGAACAGGAAUCAGUUCAGUUUCGGAAAGCCCCAAUGCCUGGUCCCACCCAAGCACUGUCCCCAAAUGGAGAGAAUAACAACGACAUCAUGCCGGACAACGGAACCAACAUCAUCCCCUAUAGAAAGAAUACAGUGCGAGGGGAACGCGCUUACAGCUGGGGGAUGGCUGUCAACGUGUAUUCUACCUCAAUCACCCAGGAGACUAUGAGCAGACAUGACAUCACUGCCUGGGUGAACGACAUUCUCUGUCUAAACUACACUAAAGUGGAGCAGCUGUCCUCAGGAGCAGCCUAUUGCCAGUUCAUGGACAUGCUGUUUCCUGGCUGCAUCAGCCUGAAGAAGGUCAAGUUUCAGGCCAAGCUGGAGCACGAGUACAUUCACAACUUCAAGCUGCUGCAGGCCUCCUUCAAGAGGAUGAAUGUGGACAAGAUUAUUCCUGUGGAGAAGCUGGUCAAAGGCCGGUUCCAGGAUAACCUUGACUUCAUCCAGUGGUUCAAGAAGUUCUUUGACGCUAACUAUGACGGCAAGGAGUACAAUCCGGUUCAGGCCAGGCAGGGGCAAGACGCCAUUCCACCACCGGACCCCGGCGAACAGAUCUUCAACCUGCCCAAGAAGUCCCACCACGCAGCCAGCUCCCCCACAGCAGGUGCAACCAAAUCAAGUUCAGCCUCUAAACCCUCAACACCAUCAUCUAGACCCUCGUCAGCUAAAAAGAUACCCACACCAUCAGCCCCUGCUAAGGGGGAGAAGGAGCUGGAAGCACAGGUCACUCAGCUAAACGAACAGGUGAACACAUUAAAGCUGGCGUUGGAAGGCGUGGAGAAGGAGAGGGACUUCUACUUCGGGAAGCUGCGGGAGAUCGAGCUGUUGUGUCAGGAGCAGGGCCAGGAGUGCGCCCAGUUUGUGGAGCGGCUAAUGGAGGUGCUCUACUCCACAGAAGAACAGGAGGGAGCGGGCGAGCCGGGCGAGGAUCCGGACCAGCAGGCCUUGCAGGAGGAGGCCCAGCAGCAGGAGGAGUACUGAACACCACGCAUCGCCCGUCACACGCCCCGCCCCUUUGUUUUUGUGGGAACUGUUUUUAAGCUUUAUUUUUUUUUCCAUUAUUUUGUUUCAUUGUUUUGUUUUUUUAAAAUGUCCUGAGGAUUGAGCGCACAAAGCGUCCUGUUUCGGCCCCCCACGGUUCAACAUGUGCUUUUGUGACAGUUGGUGAAGUCCUGCGUCCAGUUCUCCUGGUUUAAAACCCAGAAGCGUCCAGCAGCUCUGGCCACCGCUGAAUGUUCCCAGGACGGUGUGGGCAAAGCACUCCGGUGUGGAGAAGACUAAUUCAGAGCUCAGGUAUGAUGAUGAUAUGUUGCAUUUUAGGACAGAUAGAAACUAUCGGUCACCAGUGUGAACGCUACCUGCUUCUUUCCAAUCCAUUACUGUACGCUUUGAAGUUUACUUGUUUUGUCAUCAUUUUUACAUAUCAGUUCUAUUAAUUGUGAUAAAAUGCAAUAAGCAUAACCCUGAAAAGCUAGUCUUAGUUCCUUUUUACUUCCCACCCCACUGCCGCCGUAAACAUUUUAACUUAUACUCUGAAGAAAAACCAAUUAGUUCUCAUCAUACAAAACAUUUGUGCAUACAGAAUGUUGUGAAUGGAAAAAAAGUACAUUUGAUCAGUGAAUUUGUUUCCACAUGAAGGGAUGAAGGCUUGGGAAAAAAUUACUGCAGUAAGUGUCUAUGAAUCAGGAACACAAGUUAGUAAGUUUGUAAAAACCCAUUUAUUUUUCUGUGACUGUCAUUGAAAAUUCCAAGGAAUUGAAAAAAAAAAUCAGUGAAUUCAUGUGUAAAAUAUAUGCGUGUAUGUCAUUUUUAAGCCACAGGUUUAGAAGUUGUUACCAGUCAGUUCACUGGGAAUUUGACAUAAUACAGUAUUCCAGUACAUUGUAUUACUUCUUUUCUUGAUUAUGCAUUUACUAUUAACUAAACUCAAUAGCUCACCGUAAUGCUUUUGUUAUAUAUUAUGUGUAAAAUGAAAAGGAAUGUAAACAAAUGUACUGUUUAUAGUUAUAAAUAGCGAAAAAGAAAAAAGUAUUGGGGAUUCCUUAGACAUGUCUUAUUGUCUCACUCAUUACGCGGUCCCCACAAUUCGUUGCAUGUUAGCAUUGGUAUUUUUUUUUGUCUUCGAUUAUGUGAAUAACUUGACCUGCUUUUAUCUUUUUACAUAUUUAAUAAAAACUAUGUUAAGUGAGCUGUGUUUUGUACGUUUAACCUGCCAUUUCAAAGCUGAGGACAUUUGGAUGGAUUUGCUAUAAUAAAAACCUACACCUUUGAUUCAAGA
Messenger RNA from Megalops cyprinoides (Indo-Pacific tarpon), 2425 nucleotides. RefSeq names its product microtubule-associated protein, RP/EB family, member 2 (gene mapre2). Gene Ontology annotation, biological process: protein localization to microtubule plus-end; spindle assembly; regulation of microtubule polymerization or depolymerization. The transcript has 7 exons. The record is from RefSeq and is a predicted model, not a curated record. Gene Ontology annotation, cellular component: cytoplasmic microtubule; microtubule plus-end; microtubule organizing center. Gene Ontology annotation, molecular function: microtubule plus-end binding. NCBI's taxonomy places the organism in Eukaryota, Metazoa, Chordata, Actinopteri, Elopiformes, Megalopidae. Bases 139 to 1128 code for a protein of 329 amino acids.